Messenger RNA from Rana temporaria (common frog), 5909 nucleotides. Its product is annotated as protein mono-ADP-ribosyltransferase PARP14-like. NCBI's taxonomy places the organism in Eukaryota, Metazoa, Chordata, Amphibia, Anura, Ranidae. Gene Ontology annotation, molecular function: RNA binding; NAD+ poly-ADP-ribosyltransferase activity; transcription corepressor activity. Bases 112 to 5517 code for a protein of 1801 amino acids. Gene Ontology annotation, biological process: negative regulation of gene expression. The transcript has 17 exons. Gene Ontology annotation, cellular component: nucleus; cytoplasm. The record is from RefSeq and is a predicted model, not a curated record.
UUCUUUUAUCAUAAAUAUUUCCUCCUCGCCCAGAAAACCACCGACCUUCACUCCCCGCCGGGCUGUACCACCGCGCCUUCCACAAACCGACCCUCACUAGAUGUCAUCGCCAUGGGGGACAGCAAGUACCUGCACCCUGUGGCCCUAACCUGGAGCCAGGGGCCACAAAAACUGAAGAAGCUGAAAAAUAAACUGCAGCUGUAUUUCGGGAGUAAGAGCAAAUCAGACGGAGGAGAGUGCGAGAUCCGAGACCCCGACUGCACCCGGGGGUACAUCCUCAUACACUACAAGGAGGAGACAGCACGGGAUCGGGUUCUGCAGAGGAAAACUCAUGAACUGAAAUUACCGGAUGGAACGACAUUACAGCUGGAAGUCCGAUUACCGGAAGACAUACGGAGGAGAGAGACCCCCCCACCCCCACAGGACAAGGCUGGGGAUUGUAAAUCCGAGAAGAGACAGAAACUCUCAGGGAAACCAACUCUAGAGAAAGAGGUGCCACCCAACCCUCCGUCCUCUCCGGUUCCGGUUCUGAUUGAAAACAUCCAGGACAGCUUCACUCCGGAGAUAUUGAACCUCCUGGUGGAGAACAUCAGUGACAGAUCCAUGGACACCGACUUCUACAUAGAGAGGAUUCCGGAGAUCCAAUCAGCCGUCAUCACCUUCACAUGUGAUACAGAUAUUGCCGAUUUCAUUGGAAAAUUCUCCGGGAGCCCGAGAGUCAAACAGCAUAAAAUAACGGCGAAGAGUCUGGAGGAAACCAGAAGCGUCCGAGUGGAGGGGAUCCCCCCCGACACCCCGGAGGAAAUGGUCACACUUUACUUAGAGAGCGCAAGGAACGGAGGAGGGGAUGUAGAAGAUGUGACGAUGUUAUCAGAUGAAGGAGCCGCGCUGGUCACAUUUCACCAGGCAGGAGUUGUAAAGACGGUGAUGACAAAGCAGCAUGUGCUCAAUAAUAAGACAAUAUCGGUGUACCCAUAUUACCCAUCCAUUGGACAUUGCUUGUAUGGAAAGGACGGCCCUCAUAUACAAUUACCUAAUUCGGUAGAAAUCCCCAUCAGUCCACAUAUACUGGCAUUUAUUUUGAAGGAUGAACAGAUAAAACGAAAUGUUGAAAAAUUAUUGGCAGAUGUUUCCUGUGAUAUCACAUGGCCGAAUGUAGACCAACCCACUCCUGUCAUCAAACUGUCUUUGUCUAGGAACCUCUCCAGUCAUCUCCGAACCUUGGCAAAGAUCGUUCCAACAUGGAGCGAUAACGUCCACAGAAAAUUUUAUGCUUUUAUUUCAAAGUAUAAAGCCGCAGAGUGCGACCUGAAGCCACCAGUGUGGGAAGCCAUCAAAGAAAAGAUGUCUAGCCCCCAAUAUGAUGGAGUCCUCAUAAAACCCGACUUAGCUGUGGAGAAGGCUUUCAUUGUGGGUAUUUCAGAAGAUGUUAAGAAGAUUGAGCCAAUAUUCAGAAAACUGGUAGAGGAAACCACCAGACAGCUGAGCAGAGUGGAAGAAGAAGUGCCUCUUGAACCCGAAGCUUAUAAAUUAAUGGAGGCUCAUGGUCUGGAGAAAAGCAUCCUGGAAGAGUCUCCACAUGUGAAGAUUAGUUAUGAUGGAACUUCUAAGGCCGUCAAACUCUGUGGGCCAAGAGAUGAAGUGCUCACUGCCAAAUGUGAAAUUCUUAAUAAUAAGCAAGGCCUGAACUACAAAUUCAUUCAGCUCGACGCACACAUCAUCAAGUUUCUGAAGGCAGUGGAUAAUGGAGAAUUGUCAUGUAGCCUUCUUAUGAAAAACAACAUAAAAGCAGCUUUUCAGGUGAAGGAUAAUGAAGUCAUGUUAACUGGUUACUCCGAUAAAGAGCUGAGAAAUGGUGAAGAAACCGUGAAGAAGGAAUUGGCCUGUAAGAGGAUUUCUGUUGAAGAUAAAAGUGUCACUGAGAGUCCGGAGUGGAGAAAUCUGAAGAGCUUCCUGAAGGAAAUGUUUAACACUAAUGGGGUGACAGUUUCUAUAGAGGAGUUCCCGGUGAGGGACGGAGCUGAGGUGGUGAUCACUGGUCUAUCCUCACCUGCAGAAGAAACCUACCAGCAGAUCCAUGACUUUGUGGAGAAGAACACUUUGGUGGAGAAGGACAUCAAGCUGAAGUCAAUGGCCGUGUUGCAGUUUAUGGAAGAAAAAAGGAAACCAGAUUGGAAUGGAAUAAUACAGAAUGUGAAGGUUGCGAAGAAACAGAACUUCAUCUCCUUGUCUGGCUCAAAGUUCUAUGUAGAGGAGGCAGAAACCAGCAUAGGAAAAAUGAUUUCCAAAAUAUAUCCUCACACCCUAUACAUUAAUAAACCUGGGGCCAAAAAAUCCUUUAUUGAAAAUGAAGACAUGUAUGUUACUACAGUAUGGAACAAACACAAAUGUGUGAUGCACUUACAGAAGGAGGUAGAUGACAGGAUUUCCCAUCUAAAUGAGCUCCAUUGCCAAGUCAGCCUCCAGAAUGGAGCCACAAUGGUUAUAUAUAAAGGGGACCUCUACAAACACAAUGCUGAUGUCAUCAUAAUUGCCUCAAAUGAGAAUUUAAAGCCCACUGGGGGACCAGCACUGGCUUUGGUGAAAGCUGCAGGACCCGGUCUUCAGAAGGAAUGUGAUCACAUUGUUAAGAAGAAAGGGGCGCUAAAGCCGGGAGAGUGUGUCAUGACAGAUGUGAGUAAUUUACCGUGUAAGAAGGUAAUUCAUGCAGUUGCACCCAAACUGGAUAAAAAAGGAAAUUCAAAAUGUGAUCGUCUUCUACGGAAAGUGAUAACCGAGAGCUUGGAGAAGGCUGCAGAGAUUGGCCAAAGCUCGGUUGCACUAUCUCUUGGUGAUUUUGUUACUUCUGGAGCUUCUUUGGACCUGUUUGCCCAAAACAUUGUAAAAUCCAUAAAAUCUUACGCAGAAAACCAAGAAGGAGCCAACACCAUCAAAAACAUCCAUCUUGUGGACAGUGAUGAAGGCGUUCUAAAGACUAUCACCGAAUUCUUAAAUGAAGAGUUUGAAGAUAAACAUGUCCAGGUUCCUUUCAAACAUGGAAUGAAAAAGAAGAAGACGACUCCAAAGAAAGAAAGGGUGAACAAACCCAACGAUCAAAUGGUGACCACCAAGGAAGGGUUGAACAUCAAUAUAAAACAAGGAAAUAUUGAAGAUGCAACGACCAACGUGGUGGUGAACAGUGUGGGGACAGAGCUAAAUCUCCGUUCUGGAGCCGUGUCCAAGGCUCUGUUCGGGAAGGCCGGAGCCAACCUCCAGGAUCUUCUGACUACAGAGAGACAAGGGAAGCAGGUUGAGGACGGCUCCAUAUUUGUUACCGAUGGCUGUAACCUGUCCUGUGACAUUGUUAUCCACGCCGUGGUUCCAGAGUGGGAUGGUGGAAAGGGUUCUUCUGAGAAGAUUCUGAGGAAAAUUCUGAUUGAUUGUCUGAGCACCGCAGAGACCAAACAGUACGGAUCCAUCACCAUCCCAGCAAUCGGAACUGGAGUUCUAGAAUUCCCCAGGAACAUUGUGGCUGCCUCCAUGUAUGAGGAGAUUCUGGAGUUCAGCAGCAAAAAUCAACCCAAAUAUCUGAAAAAAGUGGAUUUCAUGCUUCACCCGAGUGACCCGGAAACUAUAAAGGCUUUCUCCUCUGAGCUGGAGAAAAAGAUCGGCACUGGAGGACAGAAGAAAGAUAUAAAACCCCAAUCUUUCUUCGGGAAUGUGAAAAGCCCGGCGCAGAAUGUUUAUGAAAUGAAGAUUGGAUCUCUCACCUACCAGGUGAAAAUUGGAGAUAUAACGAAGGAAAAGUGUGACGUCAUCGUCAACUCAACCAAUAACACGUUCAACCUUAAAUCAGGAGUCUCUAAAGCCAUCCUGGAAGGAGCCGGACCCGGUAUAGAAAAUGAAUGUGCCAUUCUCGGAACCCAACCCAACAACGGGUACGUGGUCACACAAGCAGGAAACCUCCAUUGUAAGAAUAUAGUACAUGCUACCGGCCAAACUAAACCAGAUUCAAUUGGGCAAUGUGUAACAAAUGUCCUGCACAUGUGCGAGAGACAACGAGCGACCUCAGUGGCCUUCCCAGCCAUGGGGACAGGUGCCGGCGGUGUGUCUUCUGCGCCAGUGGCUGACGCAAUUCUAGACGCCGUGGUGGAUUUUGCCAAAUCGAAAUCAGCCAUGACCGUCCAACACGUGACGAUGGUAAUAUUCCAGCAACCAAUGUUAAAAGAUUUCCAUACCAGCAUGACGAAGAAGGAGCCGCCACCUGCAGCCAAACAAACCUCUUUUUUUUCUUGGAUCACAUCGAACAUUUUUGGGACAUCUAACAAAAAAAACACCAAAGAAGAAGAAGAAGAAGAGGACGAAGUAGAAGAACCCAAAGUCUUUGAGCUGAGAGAAAACAUUGAGCCGGCCAUUAUCCACCUGUGUGCCGAGCGACAAGAAUCUGUGAAAGCCGCCUCAGACUAUCUCCAGGGUCUCGCAACAAAGGAUCAGCAUGACAAUACGAUCGCCGAUCCCUGGAUACAGGACUUAGAUGAUAAGGACCAUGGGGUUCUGGUUCAGCUUCAGAGGGACAAUGGGGUAUAUAUUAAUUUCGACUCACCGCAGUCCACCAUACAGGUGACGGGCCUCACCAAGGACGUUCUGGAGGUCAGUAAUAAGAUCCAAGCCAUGAUAAAAGGUGUGCGGGAUCGGAAGACGCGGGAACGAGAGGCGGAGAUGUACAGUAACGUGGUGGAGUGGGGACAUUACCAAGGCACCAACUUUAUUCCCUUCGACAAAAUGACCAAUUCGGAGCUGGAAAAGGCUUUUACUAACAACAGUGCCGUGGAUGUUCAUAUCGCCGGUGUGAAAUACAAGGCCAUCGCAGAGCGAAAAACAGCAUUGGAUCCCAAAGGAAAAACAAUCAAACUCCAUAGGAAUCCAAAAAAUGCCGAGUCUCUGGUAACCCCCCCGUAUUGGGAUAAGAUGGACAACACCCAGCUGAAGGUGGUCCCGCUGACCAGCAGCAACUCGGACUACUCAGAGGUCGAAGGGCUCUUCACACAGUCGUGUCAAAUGAGGAUAAUUAAGAUUGAGAGGAUACAGAACACGCAUUUGCAUCAGAACUACCAAAUAAAGAAAAACAGCAUCGAUACCAAGAAUGGCAACAAGAACAAUGAGAAGAGGCUCUUCCACGGCACAGACAGUGCGACAACAGAUUAUAUAAAUCAUAACGGGUUCAACAGAGCCUACGCUGGGGCCAAUGCUGCGUUGUUGGGAAAAGGAACGUAUUUCGCUGCUGAUGCCAUUUACUCUGCGGACGACACAUACUCCAAACCGGAUACAAAUAAAUACAAGUACAUGUACCUGGUCCGCGUCCUCACCGGGGUCUACUGUGUGGGGAAUGCCGCGAUGAUCAUCCCUCCAGCCAAGAGCCCAUCAAACCCCACCGACCUGUACGACAGCGCCACAGAUAACAUAGCGACACCCUCAGUGUUCGUGAUAUUCAAUGACGUCCAGGCCUAUCCGGAAUAUCUCAUCACCUUCACCAAGUGACCUCAGAGAACACGACGAGGACUACGGGGGAAGUGUCAAGACUCUCAGCAGCUUCCCUGAACAGCUCGCAGCAUCGCCUGACAAGAUCACUCCUCUUGUGUGCGUCUUCCUCCACCUUCCGGCGUCACCGGCCUUCCCUUAAAGUGCCUGAAAGUAACUCUGAUCAUCAAACCCCCCCUCCCCCUCUGAUCAGCUUCGGAUGGAACUCUCUAACUGUAAAGUGCACCUGUAGCCGGGCAAUACAAGAUCAAUACAGAGAAGGGGAAGGCAAGACUCCGAUUAGCUUUGAUUUUCUGCCUUUCACCGCCGUUCAGAGAUUUUUUUCUCACUUCCUGUUUGGUGAAGGGAAAUAUAAUUUAACCCCUUGCUUACUGGGCACAUAUACCCCCUUC